This is a messenger RNA of Aspergillus sclerotioniger CBS 115572, 1462 nucleotides long. Its product is annotated as amino acid transporter. Gene Ontology annotation, cellular component: membrane. The transcript is spliced from 5 exons. NCBI's taxonomy places the organism in Eukaryota, Fungi, Ascomycota, Eurotiomycetes, Eurotiales, Aspergillaceae. Gene Ontology annotation, molecular function: transmembrane transporter activity. Gene Ontology annotation, biological process: transmembrane transport. The record is from RefSeq and is a predicted model, not a curated record. The coding region runs from base 1 to 1323 and encodes 440 amino acids.
AUGAUCUACACCUACCUAGGGGUUCUGUGCGGAUUUAGUUUUCCCAUUCUGUCCAUGGCCGAGAUGGCCUCCAUGGCUCCCACUUCCGGCGGGCAGUACCACUGGGUAUCCGAGUUCGCUCCUCCCAGCUGCCAAUGCUUGCUCAGCUACAUCACCGGCUGGGUGUGCGUGCUGGGAUGGCACACGGGCAUUGCCGGUUGCUGCUACACCGUGGCCAACAUGUUAGUCGGUCUCCUGGCCAUCAACUACCCGGACUCCUACGUCUAUCAACCGUGGCACGUUACCCUGCUGGUCAUUGCGGUGGCGGUGGCAGCGCUCAUCUUCAACACCUUGCUGGCCCAGAAGCUGGCCCUGAUCGAAGGCAUCAUCUUGAUCGUCCACUGCUUUGGCUUCUUUGGCAUUCUCAUUCCCCUGUGGGUGCUGUCUCCAUCAGUAGCACCGUCGGAGGUCUUUGGAUCCAUUGUCGACCGCGGAGGAUGGGGCAAUAACGGUCUCUCGUGCUUGGUUGGUGUCGUGGGUCCCAUCUAUGCCCUGAUCGGUCCCGAUUCAGCAGUACAUAUGUCUGAGGAAAUCCGGGACGCGUCGCGCGUGCUCCCCCUGGGCAUGGUCUGGACUCUCCUCCUCAAUGGCGCCACCGGCUUCGUGAUGAUUGUGACAUUCGCCUUUUGCGUCGGCGACAUUGACAAAGUCAUGGCCUCGACCACCGGCUUCGCAUUCAUCCAGGUGUUUCUCAACUCGACCGGAUCAGUGCCGGCCGCUACGGGAAUGACAGUCGUGAUCAUGAUCAUGCAGUUCUGUGCCACCAUCAGCAACGUCGCCACGACAUCUCGACAGAUCUACUCGUUUGCCCGCGACCAAGGCCUACCGUUCUCCAACUUUUUCGCUCAGGUCAACACCACAUUCACCGUCCCUCUCAACGCCCUCUGCAUCAGCCUCGUCAUCGUCUCCCUGCUCUCCCUCAUCAACAUCGGUUCCUCCGUCGCCUUCAACGCCAUCAUGUCCCUCGGCACCGCCGCCCUACUCUCCUCCUACCUCAUCUCCAUCAGCUGCGUCCGACUCCGUCGAUGGCGCAAGCAACCGCUCCCCCCAGCACGCUGGAGCAUGGGUCGGUUCACUCCGUUCGUGGAUACAGUCUCGCUCCUGGUGUUGGCGAUCGUCUUCGUCUUCACCUUCUUCCCGUUGACCAAUGACACCGCCCCGUCGGAGUUCAACUGGGCGAUUGUCAUCUUCGGGGCGGUGGUGGUGUUUGCGUUGGUGUACUAUGCGUUGCAUGCACGGAAGGUGUAUAAGGGGCCGGUGACGAGGGUGAGGGUGGCGCAGUAGUCCUUUUUCUAUCUUUGUUAGCAAUGUGUGGAUUGUGGUGAUGUUGCGAGGGAGGAAGGGGUGUAUAUAUAUUGGUAGUUCGUAUAGAAAGGUUCGGACUUACGAAAUGUACGUGAAGAAUUACUAGAGCACAAUAUGA